Engraulis encrasicolus (European anchovy) is the source of this 794-nucleotide messenger RNA. It is a transcript of the gene selenow1, whose product is annotated as selenoprotein W, 1. The transcript has 6 exons. Gene Ontology annotation, biological process: response to selenium ion. The record is from RefSeq and is a predicted model, not a curated record. NCBI's taxonomy places the organism in Eukaryota, Metazoa, Chordata, Actinopteri, Clupeiformes, Engraulidae.
ACGGGGGUGGUGCAGUUGGGAGGUCGUAGUGAUAUUUGCAGAUGUCUCGAUACUUGCUCCGCCUCGCACGCUUGACAACAAUUAAGGAAAUAUCACCGAGAGGACAUUUAAUACCGAACAGCUCCCUACUACUACUACGAAGCCACCAGCCUUGCGUGUGUCCGCAUCUGAGAGCCAAUUCAACCAGCACUAUGGGUGUGAAAAUACUCGUUACUUACUGUGGUGGAUGAGGGUACAAGCCCAAGUUCACCAAGCUCAAGACUCAGCUUGAGGAUGAAUUCCCCGGCGAUCUUGACAUAACUGGUGAAAGCACUCCAUCCACAACUGGGUGGUUUGAAGUGGAGGUGGGAGGGACGGUGGUGCACUCCAAGAAGAAUGGAGAGGGAUUUGUGGACGAUGACAAGAAAAUGGCCAAGAUCGUCAGCGCCAUCGAGAAAUGCCUAGGUUGAGUGUACACUGUAAGAGCUUGACGGCCUCUGCUGUUCUUUGUCCGGGGAAUUGCGAAUGAUGGUGUUACCUGAAGUGUGUCCGGCAUGGGUAGCACCUGAUGAUCCAGUCUCUUCCUCGGAGACUGCCUGCAGUGUGUUUGUGAAGCUCCAACAGUUGUUACACAUUUUUUUUUCUUUUUUUUUAAAAGCAUUAUGUGUGUUUAAAUUGGAAUUCAUGUACGGGCAUUGCAAUGCAUCCAUAUAGGAAACCAUCAAAUUGUUCCAUCAACAAAUUGGUCUGCUUUUUGAAAGUACGUGUCAAUGUUUACAAUAUCAAACAAUAAAAAAAUAUAUGGUUUGAAAAUA